AUGUUGUGGGAGGAAGCCAAAAGAGGCGAUGGGUUUCUGGGUUACAUUGAGAUUGAUAUUUAUACACAGAAGAAGAAGAAGAACCAAGAACCUGUCCAGCUGGCAACUCAAUACACUUCACUAAGUGGUCCAAACCUAGAGAGAGCGGAUGGUGCGAGAAGCGAGAUCACAGACGCCGAAACCCGAGCAGUGACCAGCAAAGUAGAGGGAGUUGGGUUUGAGACCAGGAUAGUCGCUGGCAAAGAGACAAAAGGGUUUGUUAUGGCCCACGAAAAUCACCGAUGUCCUCGGUGUAUAUAUAGGCUGCUUCUGUCAGUGGUGAAAAGCAUAGUGUUUCCACAGAUUACGUGCUGCGAGUGCUUGGUCUUGAAUCUUGAUGUAUGUUCUGAUACAAUGGUUGGUAAUGAAUAUGAUGAGAGGUGUCUCUGGAGGUCAAAGAAAAAGAGUAACAACAGGAGAGAUGACCGUAGGGCCAAGAAAGACGUUGUUCAUGGAUGA
Molecule: messenger RNA, 498 nt
Organism: Microthlaspi erraticum
Lineage: Eukaryota; Viridiplantae; Streptophyta; Magnoliopsida; Brassicales; Brassicaceae
Source: the annotation of a GenBank genome assembly